Messenger RNA from Rana temporaria (common frog), 2109 nucleotides. RefSeq names its product interleukin-20 receptor subunit alpha-like. The record is from RefSeq and is a predicted model, not a curated record. Bases 222 to 1826 code for a protein of 534 amino acids. Gene Ontology annotation, molecular function: protein binding. The transcript has 8 exons. NCBI's taxonomy places the organism in Eukaryota, Metazoa, Chordata, Amphibia, Anura, Ranidae.
AGUAGAAAAAAAAAAAAAAAAGUGACAAGGGUGAGGCAUAUGAGUCAAGGAAACGCUACUACGACAACUAACAUGUUACCAGUCCAGGUAAUGAUAUCGUCAGGGAAUGGCUGUCCUCUUCAUUCUCUACAAGCUCCACACCAACCUCACCUAAUGCUUUCUAUACAAGAGUCACAUACAAGCUGUGAUGUCAGCUAAUAGCAAUAGCAGCCUUUUAUAUAAUGUUGCUACCUCUGUUGCUACUUCUGACUCUACCAACGUCUCUUACAGGAAAAAGUGGGUCCAGGAACAAAACAAAGUCAUCUUGUGUUUUCCAAGAGCAAAUGAAUGUCGUUUUCUCAUCUUAUAACUUUAACAAUAUUCUUACCUGGAAACCGCCAGAAAAUUCAACAGGGCUACAGUAUACAGUGAGAUACAAAAAAUAUGGAGAUAAACCCUGGCAGAAAAAAAAGGAAUGCACAGAAAUCACAUUAACCUGGUGCGACUUAACUAAUGAAACAAGUGAAACAAAUAAAACAACAGAAUAUUAUGGCAAGGUCAUUAUAAAUAGCAAAAACUGUUCAGUCGAAACAAGUAGAUUUCAUCCUCUAUUGCAUACGGAAAUUGGUCCUCCCACGGUCAAUUUGAAUUUUAGUAAUGCAUCCAUUGAAAUUCAGCUGACUCACCCUGUUAAAUCACUUCAUGAAAUUUUAAAAGGACUAAAGUAUCAUAUAUACGUGAAUGAUAUAAAGAAAGAAACUGAGGAGCCUUAUUAUAUGAUUGAAAAUAUAGAGCCAAAUACAAAAUAUUGUGUAACUGCAGAAGUAUUCUGGUUGUACAAAAAGAGUAAUCGGUCAAAACAAACAUGUGUUACAACAAAUGCAGAUCACACAUCUGAACAAACCAUUAAAGGGAUGAUAUAUAUUUUGCCUGUGACAGCUAUCUUCUGUACAUUCAUUUUAUUAGGAUAUGCCACACACAAAUAUAUUCAUGGAAGCAACCCCACACAUCCAACAAUUCUGAACAUUACCACCAGAAAGAACAUAAAUGCAAUUUUAGUUGAUGCACAUACUGUAACCAUUAACGUCAUCACCAUUGAACCUGGAAAACCUAACCUACGAGACAACAUGAUGUCUGGUGAAGAAGAUCAAGAGUUUCAGAAUCAGACCCAUCAGCAAAUCACAAAGGAUAAAGAUCGCAUAAGCUGUGAUUCAGGUGUUACAAAAGAAGCUGAUGAAGAGUCUAUUAAUGACUAUGGAUAUGUCAGUCUUCAGGAACCAGUAAUAACUCCAAGACCCACUAUUUCGCCAUAUGAUAUGCCCCAUCACCUUCAAGAAACAAUUAGACCACUCUCUACAUCAACAAAUAUAUGUGAAAAAAGAGAUCCUUAUGGAUACAUUAAAAGCGUUGGAAGUGUUUCUCCUGUACAAGAAAAUGAUGAAUUUGAUGUUGUGACAAAUUUAUAUACAUCAGAAAAGACUAUGGUUAGCUAUCCUUAUUUCCCACAUGAUGUUUCAGAUUUUUCCAAUGUUGACACGAUAAAAGAGGACCUUUGUGACCCUGAGGACUUGUUUAUGGAAAAAUUAGACACACUAAAUGUAAUAGAAGAUAUAGAUGAUUCUAGUACGCUGUUUGUAGAUUGGAGUCCAGAGGAUCCUUCUUUCUACAUACCAAACCUAUCUAAGAAAAGAGAGCUUGAAAACUGCAUAAAGCAAUGCCAGAAAAAGCAAGAAGGGCUUUUGUCUCAGCUUUACUUACCACCUGAAGCACAAGAAACCGCUAAAGACGAUGAACUUGGGCAUCUGGAAGAACGAUGGGGACUACUUGUAAGGGACGCAGAAAAAUAAGACUUAAAACGUGUUUACUGGUUACUGAUAAGACUGUCUUGGUGUUCCAGUCAGUGCCGCGGCAAACAUAUUUUCGAAAGUGUAUAGGCUGAUAUACUGUAUACUGUAUGUAUUAUGUAAAUUAUGUAUUAUAACCCUCAAAUGACAGAUUUACAUUUGUUAAAUUAUCAAUCAGUUACAAACACCGUUCCAUACACCCUGAGGUUACACACAUCUGCAAACCCCUCAGCUGAUGCAAAACAAUAAAUAAAUUAAAAAUAAAUUAUAUAUUUUGGGCCUUCAA